AUGUCCUCGUCACUAGCCCGCACCCGCUCCCUGCGGAAGCCUACGCAGGGCUCCUCGACCGAUCUCCCCCCGACGACGACCACAACCUCAGUAUCCUCCUCGGCUUCGAUCACGGCAGCUAGAGGCCCCGCGAGCUCGACCACAGGAGCAGCAGCGCCAUCGGCGUCCACGUCGCACCGCCCCGUCUCCCCGAGCAGACUCCCCGCGCCCCGCUCCCUCGCCGCAACACGCCCAACCACACGCACCGUCUCCGGCGCCAGCGUCGCGAGCAGUACAGCAGCGGCGGCGACCACCGCCUCCGAGGCACCCAAGAAGAAGAGGCCGAACCCCUUAUCGUCGCUGCUAAGCCGGAGCUCCUCCACGCUCCUCCGCCCAGCCUUCUCGACCUUACAACAGCACUACUCCCCCGCCAAAUCCCUCGCCCCAAAGCCCCUGACAGCAACCUACCUCGCCGCCCCGUCCCCCUCAAAACUCCCCGCCAACAUCGCCCUCACGGCCGAGACGGCCCGCCUCCAAACAGAGCUCCUCCAGCUCCACCUCCUCCACCGCGACCUGCCGCAGGUCACGUCCCAAUGGCACGCCACCGCCCGCUCCAAACUCGCCGCGCGCCACGCCGACCUCGCCGCCUCCGCAAGGGGCCUCGCGACCCUCGAAUCCGACGCCGCGGAGCACCGUAACAUCGCAGCGCUAAGAAAUUGGGGAGCGACUCCAUCCACUGGCGGCAAGACAUCGUUCCUACCGCUGGAAGACCGCAUCCAGCGCCUAGACGCCCUCCUCACAUCCCUCUGGUCCCUCGACAGCCCAGGCGGAAAACACCACCGUCUCGUCCGCGCCUUUGAGCGCUGGGCCUCUUCCCUCGCCGACCUCGAAGCCGCCCGCGCCCGCGCGGAAGACGGCGCCGACCCCUCCGCCCUCCUAGACGACAACGCCGACGUCCGCUUCGGCGGCGGCCUCGACGCGCGCUGGAAAGACGAUGCCGCGGCGCUGGUGAGGCGUCUCGAGGGGUGGGAUGCGCAGCUUAGGGAGCUAGAGUAUCGCGGCGAUGAUGACGAGGACGUGGCUGCUGGUGCUGGCACUGAUACUACUACGCAAGCGUCGAGCUUGAAGCGCAUGCUGGACGGGUGCGCCAGUCUCGUCAAAGACAUGCUCGACGAGCUGGCCGUCAUGGAAGACAUUGAGGCCGCGGCGGUGGAGAGAGAGAACGAGUGGAUCAAGAGGAUGAAUAGGGAGGGAGACGACGGCCGCGGCAGAGAUACCCAGAGAGCCGGUGCCAUUUGGAGAGUGAUUUGA
Molecule: messenger RNA, 1290 nt
Organism: Colletotrichum acutatum
Lineage: Eukaryota; Fungi; Ascomycota; Sordariomycetes; Glomerellales; Glomerellaceae
Exons: 2
Coding region: 1-1290 (429 amino acids)
Source: RefSeq, a predicted model, not a curated record